CAGUCAGCCUAACGGGCAUUUCAGGCCUUCGUGUUAUGUUCCCGUUGUGAACUCUCGUUACAUCCCCUAAACACUCGGGCACCACACUCCUUCCUUCCUUCCUCACGUCCAGGCCUUUGCUGAAGCAGGUCCCUCCUCCUGGUGUAGUCACCCCGUCUGCUCCACACGGAAACGCUCCCGUGGCUUCCUCCCCGUCCCGUUCCGUGAGUCCAGCACAGCCUCCCUGCUCUCUGACCCCUGGGAGAGACGGAGAGUCCGGGAUUUCCCUAGGAUCAUUGGACCUGCCCAGGCCCGCCCCGCCCUGCCCAGCACUGGCAGGGGCGGGAACCCGGGAGCUGACAGAAGAGAGGAAAUUCCCUUGGAACCUGUUCCUCUGCUUCCUGGUCCCGCUUGUGCGCUGGAGGGAAGGCCAGGCCAGAGGCCCAGCCUGCCAUGGCCUCGGCCCUGGGCCCACCCCGGGCCCCCAAGCCCAAGUGUGCCCUGCCCUCACACUACCAUGAGAGCUUUCUGGAGAAGAAGGGACCCCAUGACAGGGAUUACAAGAAGUUCUGGGCCGGCCUCCAGGGCCUCACUCUCUAUUUCUACAAGAGCAACAGGGACUCCCAGCACGUGGAGAAGAUAGACCUGGGCGCCUCUGUGAAAGUCACAGAUGAAGCUCCCCGGAGGAACUCCCCUGACCCUGGUAUACAUUUCAACCUCUUCAUCCGGAACCAGGAGAUCAAAUUCAGGGUGGAGAGCCUGGAGUCUCGGGAGAUGUGGAAAGGCUUCAUCCUGACAGUGGUGGAGCUCCGUGUCCCGUCCAACCUGACUCUGCUGCCCGGACACCUGUACAUGAUGGCCGAGGCCUUGGCCAAAGAGGAGGCGCGUCGCGCGCUGGAGAUGCCCUCGUGCUUCAUGAAGGUGAGCCGGCUGGAGGCGCAGCUGCUGCUGGAGCGCUACCCCGAGUGCGGGAAGCAGCUGCUGCGACCCAGCGGGGACGGCAAGNNNNUCGCCCGCUGCACGUGCAGGACGCCGCUGGUCCGCCACUACAAGGUGAAGCGCGAGGGCCCGAAGUACGUGAUCGACGUGGAGGAGCCGGUCUCCUGCGCCUCACUCCAAGACGUGGUCAGCUAUUUCGUGUUGCAAACCAAGAAUGCGCUGGUGCCCUUCCUACUGGACGAGGACUAUGAGAAGGUGCUAGGCUACGUGGAGGCGGAUAAAGAGAACGGCGAGAGUGUGUGGGUAGCACCCUUGGCUCCCGCGGUCCUCUGCCCAGGUGCUGCAGCCCCUGCCGGUGGCUCCAAGCAGCCACCUCCUUUGCCCAGACAGCACAAGCUGCCCCCGCUACUGAACCCGGAUGAGAACUAUGUGAUCCCCAUUGGAGAUGCCCCAGUUGCCGAAUAUGAGAACUCGGAUGCGCUUUCGCCGGGCUGGCCCAAGCAGUGUCACCCAGCCCAAAAGGUUCAGGCAAAGCCUCCAAAGCCACCCAUGGCACCUAAGCCAGAGCCCAAAUGCCUGGCCAGCGGCCUUGCCAAGAAGCUGGCCAUCAGCUCAGCACAGGCCGUCUGCCCCACAACAGGGUUGGCCAGCGUGACAGCAGAGCUGGAAGAGAAACUGCAGAGGCGGCGGGCACUGGAACACUCAGCCGAGCACCCUGGGGAUUAGCGGGCCAGACUCGGAGCGUCAGUCAGACGGAUCCCUCCUCCCAGAAUUAAAGUUCAAGUGACCCCAAGGCC
Myotis davidii is the source of this 1715-nucleotide messenger RNA. RefSeq names its product signal transducing adaptor family member 2 (gene STAP2). Gene Ontology annotation, molecular function: signaling adaptor activity. The transcript is spliced from 13 exons. The record is from RefSeq and is a predicted model, not a curated record. Lineage: Eukaryota; Metazoa; Chordata; Mammalia; Chiroptera; Vespertilionidae. Bases 433 to 1644 code for a protein of 403 amino acids.